Phycomyces blakesleeanus NRRL 1555(-) is the source of this 768-nucleotide messenger RNA. RefSeq lists its product as hypothetical. Gene Ontology annotation, biological process: maturation of SSU-rRNA from tricistronic rRNA transcript (SSU-rRNA, 5.8S rRNA, LSU-rRNA). The coding region runs from base 1 to 768 and encodes 255 amino acids. The transcript has 8 exons. The record is from RefSeq and is a predicted model, not a curated record. Lineage: Eukaryota; Fungi; Mucoromycota; Mucoromycetes; Mucorales; Phycomycetaceae. Gene Ontology annotation, cellular component: nucleolus.
AUGUCUGAUAGAGUCUCAAUGACAGAAUUAGGUUCAUUAGCUAGCCUCAUUAGCAGCGUGAAGGCCAAUACGGCUACAAAUUCUAUGCUCCAAAAUGAAGAAAAGGAAUUGCUUGCUAAGAAAAAGAAGAAGAAUGCAGAAAUUGCUGCUCUUGCAGCCAAGGUUUCGGGACCUACUGUUGUUGUAUUUGAUGGAUCGAGCCUAAGAAAGAAAGCUACAGGAGAAAGCAAAGCUGAGAAGAGAGCAUUUAUGUCCUCCAAGAUAUCUAAGCCCGAGCCUUCCUUGUCGGCCAUCCCUAAACCACUCUCAGAAAAGGAUCAAGAAGAAGAAGAAGAGAAUGACCGACAUGAUAAAGAUUUGAAGGAACUUUUGGCUACUACAAAACUUUUGGAAGAAUACCAAUUGGAGGAGAUGUCUGGUAAGGAACGGAGGAAACAUAUGAUGGCAAAGAUGGAAGCACUGGGUGUAAAGGCUUCUGCAAAUGGAAAGGUUCCUCUAGCAAUGCACCUCGGUAUGGAGGCCAAGAAAUCUGAACGUCAACAACAGAAACUGCAAAACGCAAAGGAUUUAGGGUUGUAUGAUAAGUCUACCCGACAUUUGUAUGUUGAUAAAAAGGAGAAGGAGCGAAGCAAAGAUACUGGUAUUACAAAUGGUAUUGGCAAAAUGAAGGGUGCUAUGUUGACUAUCAGUAAAAACGAACUCAAGCGCGUCAGUCGACAAGGAGUAAAGAAAGCAAAGGGUCCAAAGCAGACCAAGAAGCGUAAAUAA